Messenger RNA from Rhineura floridana, 1343 nucleotides. RefSeq names its product complement C1q like 1 (gene C1QL1). The coding region runs from base 315 to 1109 and encodes 264 amino acids. Lineage: Eukaryota; Metazoa; Chordata; Lepidosauria; Squamata; Rhineuridae. Gene Ontology annotation, molecular function: protein binding. The transcript has 2 exons. The record is from RefSeq and is a predicted model, not a curated record.
UCCAGUCUUAAGGGCGAUCCUUAAGCCGACCAGGCGAAGGACUGCGCGCAUUGUCUACGCAGGCGCUCCUCUUCCGCCGCCUGCGAUCCCCAAAGGCGGAUCCUCGAUUUCUUUAAGUUUCUUCUUCCUCUCGCCCUCCUCCCCCCGCCUCAAUUUUUGUCCCUUUUCUUUUUCUCCCCUUUUUUUGAAAUUCUCCUGGCCAGGUCCCCCGGCCCCCCGUCACCAUUUCUCCCCCGGGGAGGCCACGUGUCCAGCCCCUCCAGCGGCUGAGCAUCGGCCGGAAAACUUUGAUCGCCGCGGCCAUCGGGGUGGUGAUGAUCCUGAUCCUGGUGAUCCUCAUCCCGGUGCUGGUCAGCUCGGUGGGCAUCGACGGGCACUACGAGAUGCUGGGCACCUGCCGCAUGGUUUGCGACCCCUACCUGGGCAAGCCCGCCUCCACCACCAGCGCCAGCGGCAUCCGGGGCGAGGGGGGCGAAGGGGGGCUCAGCAGCAGCAGCGACCACAGCGGGGCGCCCCCUCCGUCCACUCUGGUGCAGGGACCUCCAGGCAAGCCGGGGCGGCCGGGCAAGCCGGGCCCGCCGGGAGAGCCGGGUCCGCCAGGGGCCAGGGGGGCCCCGGGGGAGAAGGGGGACCCGGGAAAACCGGGGCCUCCUGGCUUGCCCGGGUCGGGGCUCGGCCACGGGGCCAUCAGCACGGCCACCUACACCAUGGUGCCCCGCGUGGCCUUUUAUGCCGGCCUCAAGAACCCGCACGAGGGCUACGAGAUCCUCAAGUUCGACGACGUGGUGACCAACUUGGGCAACAACUACGACUCCACCACGGGGAAGUUCACCUGCAACAUCCCCGGCACCUACUUUUUCACCUACCACGUCCUGAUGCGCGGCGGCGAUGGGACCAGCAUGUGGGCGGACCUCUGCAAAAACGGGCAGGUGCGGGCCAGUGCCAUCGCGCAAGAUGCUGAUCAGAACUACGACUAUGCUAGCAACAGUGUCAUCCUACACCUGGAUGCUGGCGACGAGGUUUUCAUCAAGCUGGAUGGGGGCAAAGCCCAUGGGGGCAACAACAACAAAUAUAGCACCUUUUCAGGCUUCAUCAUCUAUUCAGACUGAGGGCUAUCUGCAGCCACGCUGGUUCCCAGCCCCCUGGAUUUCUAUAUGCGGCAAAGUCAGCUGCAGAAUUCACCUCCACCCACAUCUUUGCACACUGACAGUCUCCCUCACCGGGUGCAGGAAUGCGGUGGUUAGGUCCCUGUUGCCCUUUCCCCCUAGGGGGCACUGUAGAGGAACAACAGAUGAUUUAAGUCAACCACCAUUUCUGUCUCUUUUUCCUUCCAUGCAUUUCUA